UUCUUUAAUUGGAAGAUGGUAGAGGAGAACUUUAAUUCAAGAGAGGCUGAGGUGGGUUGCCUUAGAUCCAGGAAACAUGAGAUGUAGGUGAAAAAAGUUCCAAUCUUUUUAGGGUUUUCUUGUGAUUGUCUGGGGUUGGUUCUACUUUUUCCAAGAUUGUUUAAUUCCCAUGACUCCUUUUGCUUUCUAUUCUUGGGUUAACAGAUGAAGUCUUGAUUUUAGUUUUUUAUUUCUUUGUCCUUUUCAUUUAUGCUUUAUGUAUUUAAGGGUAGGUGGUAGGGAUAGGAUUAGUUAUCCUGUGGUUGAUUCUUUCUUGAAAAAAGGUGAAGAAGAAUUUGAUAAGUUCUGGAGUUUUGAGGAUAACAUAACUACCUGAGAAGACUUGAAGUUUCUGAUAAUUAAAAGGUUAGAUCCAUUCUUUCUCACCAGAUCUGAUAACCUGUUUUCAUUCUCCUUAUGCUCAACAGCUUAUCUUUCUUUGAUUUUGACCUUGGAGGCUGUAGAUUGUCUUUUCCCAUAUAUCUCCUUGAUACAAAAGGAUUGGUGGGCCAUUGGGAUGUCGUAGGAUGGAAGAGGAAUUGCUAGAACCUGCAAGCUUAACAUCAAUCUCAAUGGUAAAAGGAAAUGAAGAGGAUGAGAAUUGGCAGAUUUUGUGAAAAUAUUAGGGAUUAUUAGCCAUAACUUUUAAUUGGACAAAGGGUUGUAUUGAUGGAAGAGAUGUCCCCUGCGGUUGCAAUGACACUUAGUUUAGGCAAUUCUAUUUGUGAUAACUCAGGUAUUGCUACCCAUGUAGAAAUUACACGGCUAAAGCUUGUAACAGACGCUGUGAGCUUGCUGUCUGAUCCUGCUAAGGUAGUAUCCGAUGAGGCUGUUGCAGUGUGCAGUGGAAGCUCUGAUGAUGCUAAAAAUGGAAUGGAAUUCACCACCUUGUCUGAAUCAAAAGAUGGUGGUGUUGGAGGAAAUGAUUCAGUUCCUACUGAUGCUAUGAUUCAGGAAAGUGACGAAGAUGAAGUAUCGUCUGUUGUGGAAGACACUAAUGGAACUAUAUCUGAGGAGUUGUUAGCAUUGGAAGCUGGAUCUGAAAUAAAUUUACCAAAGUCUGUUGAAAUUGAAGAUAUGAUUGAAGAUAGCCAAAUCAUUGCUAAGGCUAUCAUUGUGGAGUCAUCAAAUGAGGUGCAGGUGCCGACGGCUAAACUCCUCAUAGCAGCAGUGAGCCCAAAUGCAGACAUCACUGAUGGCUCUGAGUUAAGGGCCUCCGCAGUGGUUCUUAAGUUGCCCAGUGAGAGCAAUCUCAGUAAGGGAACUUCCCGUAGUGUAUUUGAGAUUGAUUGCGUACCUCUUUGGGGUUCUGUCUCUAUUUGCGGAAGAAGACCAGAAAUGGAAGACUCUCUUGCGGCUGUUCCUCGGUUUGCAAAAAUUCCUAUAAAAAUGCUCAUUGGCGAUCAUGUCGUCAACGGAUUAAAUGAGAGUUUGACCCAUCUAACAAGUCAUUUUUUCGGUGUUUAUGAUGGCCAUGGGGGCGCUCAGGUUGCUAACUAUUGUCGUGACCGAAUUCAUUGGGCCUUGGCUGACGAGAUUGGAAAUGUUAAAAAUGAUUCAAGUGGUGUAAGCAUGGAAGCAAAUCAGCAGGUGCAGUGGGAGAAAGCCUUCACUAGUUGCUUUCUUAAGGUUGAUGAUGAGAUUGGGGGAAAAGGUACCAAAGGUACCAUUGAAGGCCAUGGAGAUGCUUCUGAUCCCACUUUUGAGCCUUUAGCACCAGAAACAGUUGGAUCUACGGCAGUGGUUGCCUUGGUCUGUUCAUCUCAUAUCAUAGUUGCAAACUGUGGUGAUUCAAGAGCAGUGCUUUAUCGUGGAAAAGAGUCAAUGGCAUUGUCAAUUGAUCAUAAACCAAACAGAGAAGAUGAGUAUGCCAGGAUUGAGGCAUCUGGAGGCAAGGUCAUACAGUGGAAUGGACACCGUGUUUUUGGUGUUCUUGCCAUGUCUAGAUCCAUUGGUGAUAGAUAUUUGAAACCAUGGAUUAUUCCAGAACCAGAAGUUAUGUUUGUUCCUCGAGCUAGAGAAGAUGAAUGCCUUAUUUUAGCCAGUGAUGGGCUGUGGGAUGUCAUGACAAAUGAUGAAGUCUGUGAAGUGGCUCGAAAGCGGAUUUUGCUCUGGCACAAAAAGAACGGAUUUACAUCUCUUGCUGAAAGAGGCAAUGGAAUUGAUCCCGCGUCUCAAGCAGCAGCUGAUUACCUUUCAAUGCUGGCCUUGCAAAAAGGAAGCAAGGACAACAUCUCAGUGAUUGUGGUGGAUUUGAAAGCUCAAAGGAAGUUCAAGAGCAAAUCUUAAUCAAGGUUUCAUUCAUCAACUAGCUUAAAUCUAUAUACCGCUAUAUUAGGGAAGGUACAUCUAAUUAAAUACAUAGCUUGGUCCAUUCCUUUUUCUCAUGGGCUUAAAUGUGUGUACAAUAAUAGAAACUAGUUUGUACUAUAGCUAGUGUAUCCGAAUGCAAUAUUGCCUAUGUUUUUGGAUAUUCACUUUGCCAAAAACUAUACCACUAGUUAUGUAAAUUUGAGCUCUUGCAUGUAGGGGGAGAUUUACAGUGUUCAAUUUUGUAAGUCAUCCUUAGCUUUUCAAGUAUGAGUUUUCUCUCUCAACAAUAGAUUGAGUGGUGAUGGUUUGAACAUCACAGGUACUACAUAAGUCUCGGAAAGGCCAUGCUUAGGCAUCUUGUGCAACUGAGGUUAAAAUAAUGUUCAAGUUCAAA
Messenger RNA from Jatropha curcas, 2746 nucleotides. It is a transcript of the gene HAB1, whose product is annotated as HYPERSENSITIVE TO ABA1. Gene Ontology annotation, molecular function: cation binding; protein serine/threonine phosphatase activity. The record is from RefSeq and is a predicted model, not a curated record. Gene Ontology annotation, biological process: protein dephosphorylation. NCBI's taxonomy places the organism in Eukaryota, Viridiplantae, Streptophyta, Magnoliopsida, Malpighiales, Euphorbiaceae.